AUGAGGAAAACGCCGCCGAAGCGGCCAAAGAGGAGGGUGGAGGGUGGCCCUUCAGAUGAACGAAAUCCAGCCAUUCUCAGAAGCAUCAAGGAGGUGAGCCGCUUGCAGUCCUACGUCGAGGCCUGGCAAAGAGACGAAGAUCUCCUCGAGGUGCCUGCACCUGUGGAGAAGUUGCGGGAGGCGGCAGGGCCGCGGAAGACCUUGGUCUGCACGUGGUCCGGUGGCGGCAGCCGCUUCGCGCGCAUGGCGUUGAACCUCUAUGAGUCCAUCAAGCAGAAUGCUCCGCAAUGGGCCCCGAGUUUCGUGGUCUUGUCUCUGGACCUUGAGACCCAGACCUUCCUCCAGCAACACAACGUCACCACCUGGCUCUAUGAAAGCGUCGACAUCUUCAUGACGCGAUGGCGUUUACUGGCAGCCUUGCUAUCGCUGAAUUUGAACGCCUUGUUGUUGGACACAGACGUGGUUUUCUUGUCAGAUCCCUUUCCGCACUUCUUUUAUGACUCGGAUUUCGAGGUGAUGACCGAUCACUUCUUCCCCGAGCGGGAUCUCUGGGAUGAACGGUGGAGAGACGAGGAGCACGUGAACACUGGCUUCAUGUUCGCCAGAGCUUCUGAGCGAUCAUUACAGCUAGUGCAAGACUUCAUCCGAGCCCAUCAUUCGCCAUGGGAUGCGCCCUGGGACGCUCAGGGUUUGGGACACGGCUUGGGCAUCUUCGAUUUGUUCGACCAGCGCAUCUUCAGUCACUUCCUCCGCAGGCGACUCAAGGAAGGCCGUUGCUUUUCGAUGAUGGAAAACUUGACCUACGGCAGCCCACUGAGCAUUGACGGUGCACCCAACCCCUCAGUGCGUGUCCACCAUCCAUCGGUCAUCGCCCACGGUGGUGCUUUCUUCUGGCUCCACUCCCACCGGCUGCGAGGUCUAGAACUGCCCCCAGUCGCCCAUGCGAACUUUGGGAAGAACAAGCCGUACUUCUUGCGCGACCGAGGUCUGUGGUUUGUGGAAAAUCUCACGGAACGAUUUUUGGAGCCCAUCCAACAUGACGAAUACUACCCCACGGCGCCGGUACCCGCCGUUGAUCCAUGGCGGUUUCUUUCCUACCACCAGCCGCACCGCUGCGGCGAUGUGAAUGGAAGUCUGGCGUGUCAAUUCCUCCAGUUGACCGCUGCCCUGGAAGUGGCCGUGCGGCUGCGUAGGCGCUUGGUGCUGCCGCAAGACUGGGAUUGUAGCUUGUUGCCCAUGUGGGACGUUUAUGGCAUGUCUUCCAGCUUCAAAGACAAGCGGGAAGGCUGUACCUUCGAUUUCUUCGCAGAUGCAGAAGCGUUCGUGAAGCGCUUUGGACAUCUCUUGGUCGAAGCCGGCAUUCGAAGAAAUGUAGAGUACCAACAGUUGUCUACAGCCCAGCUCAAGGAUGAGGUCGCAGUGGUUUCGACCGCGAUCCUGGAGGUUGGGCCCGAUGUGGAUCUGCUGGUGCUACGAGACCGGCUCCGGCUCAAAGAGGACACGCAAGGCGGCGACAGCUUGGCGCGGCGCUUGUUCCCGUGCCGCUGGGUGGAACUCAACUUGGAGGUGUUGGCUCGAAGACCGGGACAAGCGCCAGAUCCAGGAAGAAGAAAUUGUGGAGUUCAAGGCAUUUUUUUGGGGGAUUUCGGCAAGGCAAAAAUUUCUGCUUUGGUGAAGAGUUCUGAGAAUUCCCAGUCCCAAAAUUCGCAUCUCGGCGUGAUGUUGAAGGCUGGAGUAUUUCACAGACAUCCCCUGGACUUUCCCUUGCGACUGCGGUGGGAGCGGCCCUGGGCUGUGUGCCCAGAGGCGAGCUCUGUGUACAUCAGGAUGAUCCUGAAGAUUCUUUUGAAACGGAAAUUUUGA
This is a messenger RNA of Cladocopium goreaui, 1863 nucleotides long. Lineage: Eukaryota; Dinophyceae; Suessiales; Symbiodiniaceae. The record is from the annotation of a GenBank genome assembly.